This is a messenger RNA of Ananas comosus (pineapple), 2619 nucleotides long. RefSeq names its product probable leucine-rich repeat receptor-like protein kinase At5g49770. Gene Ontology annotation, molecular function: ATP binding; protein kinase activity. Gene Ontology annotation, biological process: protein phosphorylation. The coding region runs from base 430 to 2619 and encodes 729 amino acids. The record is from RefSeq and is a predicted model, not a curated record. Lineage: Eukaryota; Viridiplantae; Streptophyta; Magnoliopsida; Poales; Bromeliaceae. The transcript is spliced from 16 exons.
UAAUAGCUUUACUGGAAGCAUACCUCCUACUAUUGGCAAUCUAUCCAAACUAUAUGUGCUGGAUUUAACCAACAACAAGCUAACAGGAACUAUCCCAAUCUCCAACGGCCUUACUCCGGGCCUAGAUAUGUUACUUCAUGCUAAGCAUUUGUAAUUUACAGCCAUUUAGGUAUGAAUCAGCUCUCUGGUACCAUCCCAAUGAAACUUUUCAGCUCAGAUAUGCAACUGAUACAUUUGUUGCUAGAUAGCAACAAUUUAUCGGGGAGCAUCCCUUCUACUUUAGGACUUGUGACAAACCUAACAGUUGUGCGCCUAGAUAAGAACUCAUUGACUGGGCCUGUUCCUUCCAACCUCAACAACCUUAUGAACAUUGGAUAGUUGAAUCUGGCCAACAAUAAUUUGUCAGGUCCAUUGCCGAACCUAACUGGAAUGAAUGCACUCAGUUUUGUGGACAUGAGCAACAACAGCUUUGAUCCAUCAGAUAUUCCAUCGUGGUUCUCAACCUUGCCAGUUUUGACAUCAUUAUAUCUGGAACAUCUAAAUAUUGGGGGACAGCUACCCCAGUCUCUGUUCAGCUUUUCUCUCAUUGAGACUCUGAGGCUUAGGGAUAAUCGCUUUAAUGGCACUCUCGAUAUCGGUACACACUACAGCAGUCAGCUUGAACUUGUCGAUCUGCAGAAUAACCAAAUUAAUCAGAUUGUACUCGGAGGAGGAUACAACAAACAAAUCAUACUUAUCGGCAACCCAGUUUGCAAUCAAGGAGGUGAUAAUCUCUCAUACUGCAAAAUUGUGCAGUCUACCUCCUCAUAUUCAACUCCGCAGAACUGUGAGAUGGUGCCACCUACUUGUUCCUCAGAUCAGAUGCUCAGUCCCAACUGUAAUUGUGCAUAUCCAUACAGAGGCACUCUAUAUUUUAGAGCUCCUUCCUUUUCCGACCUUGGAAACACGACGUAUUAUCUCAUACUGGAACAAGAACUCAAAAAGUCAUUUGUAAACAACAAACUUCCUGUGGACUCUGUUUCCCUUGAUAAUCCAUUUGUAGACUCUAACAGCAAUCUGGUAAUUAGUUUGCAAGUGUUUCCGAGUGGCAAAAUUCGAUUCAGUGAAAGAGAUAUCACUAACAUUGGUCAUAUGUUCAGCAACAUAGUCUUCAGACCUCCAAAGAUUUUCGUGACCUACUAUUUCAUAGGACAACCAUACACUGCUUUGGACGUUCCUGCACCAGCGUCAAAAUCAAGACACUUUCCGGUCAUUGUUGGAGUGGCAGCUGGCGCCACGGUUGUUGUAGCAAUAUUGAUUAUUCUAGUUGUUUUUGUUAUUAAAAGAAGGCGAACCAAGAAUCCUGUGGAUGGAUGUCAGUCAUUUGUUUCAUGGGAUCCCAGCAAAAGCACUAACAGCAUCCCACAACUGAAAGGAGCAAGGUUGUUCUCCUUUGAAGAAGUAAAGAAAUGCACUAAUAAUUUUUCAGAAGCCAAUGAAAUUGGACAUGGUGGUUAUGGAAAGGUUUAUAGAGGAAUUCUUACUAAUGGCAGAAUGGUUGCUAUCAAAAGAGCUCAGCAGUGCUCUUUGCAAGGCGGGCUUGAGUUUAAAACUGAGAUCGAGCUGCUUUCUAGGGUCCAUCACAAGAACCUUGUCAGUCUAGUUGGCUUCUGCUUUGAUCAAGAUGAACAAAUGCUCAUCUAUGAAUACGUUCCAAAUGGUACACUAAAAGAAAGUCUAUCAGGGAAAUCGGGCAUAUACUUAGAUUGGAGAAAAAGACUUCGAGUUGCCCUUGGUGUAGCUAGAGGUCUUACUUACCUGCAUGAGCUUGCAAGCCCUCCCAUUGUUCAUAGAGACAUCAAAUCAAGUAAUAUUCUCUUAGACGAGCAUCUGAGUGCCAAAGUUUCCGAUUUUGGAAUCUCUAGGCUGAUUGGAGGUGAUUCGAGAAGUUAUAUAACCACUCAAGUGAAAGGAACUAUGGGAUACUUGGACCCCGAAUAUUGCAUGACUCAGCAGUUGACUGAGAAGAGCGAUGUGUAUAGCUUUGGAGUGCUAUUACUGGAGAUAAUUACAGCCAAAAAUCCCGUAGAGAGAGGGUACUACAUAGUAAGAGAGGUAAAGGUUAUGUUGGACAAGUCUAAGGAUCUCUAUGGCAUAUGCGAACUUCUUGAUCCAGAACUAAACUUAGGCACCACAUCUGGUGGCUUUGCAAGGUAUAUUGACUUGGCAAUGAGGUGCAUAGAGGAAUAUGGAGUUGACCGGCCCACCAUGAAAGAGGUGGCCGAUGAGAUUGAGAAAAUCAUGCAGAUGGAUGGUAUGUCCCUGUGUACUGAUUCUGAACAUAUUUCCUUGAGCUAUGAGGAAAGCAGGAGCUCUGUUCGCCAUUCAGAUAUUAAUAGAGCUUCCUUCGAGUAUAGCGGUGAGGUACCUUCUUCCAAACCAGAACCAAAAGCUGUGCAUUCAGUAAGGAACAAAUUGUGUGGAGAUUGUGAGAAUAAGGGUGUUCUGCUCAACUUGUAUCUUAUUCUAAGAAACUUCGGUGAACUGUGUAAUGAUUGCACAUUAACAAGCCUUUAUAUAUAUAUAUAUAUAGAGAGAGAGAGAGAGAGAGAGAGAGAGAGAGAGAGAGAGAGAGGAUAG